UCGAGUCGAGCGUGCGCAACAUACGCAGUUAACAGUUGGUCGUUUUAGGUAGCCAACCUGUUGCAUUUUUUUUGAGUUUUGUUUUGUUUUAGUAGUGGAAAGUGCAAUAACGAUAACAACGACUGCGUCAGAUAAAAUCGAGUUGAAACAUAAACUCACCUGCUGCAGCAGCCACACAGAGCGUGUGAGUGGUGCGAGUGUCAUACAAAUUAGAAAUCUUUUGUUUAUUUAAUAAAUACGGCGAAAAAUACAAACGACAAAAAACGAAAAACAAACAAAACGAGAAUAAAUAUCAAAAGCGGCUGCCGCGUGCUAGUUACAAUCGCAACAAAUAAUUAACUCGUGAAACUCAACGUGCCGCCGUUCUCAAAAUGGAUGCAGCUGCCAACAGCGCCAGCCCCAGCCCCAAUGUCAGCGUUGCUGUUGCCGUUGCCGCUGCUGGAGGCGCCACCGAAGACGAGACCAAAGCGAAGCUGCACAAACAAAACGCCAACAUGGAGAAUGAUGAUGACGACGAUGAGCCGCAGGCGUUGCCAUUCUGUUUUGUUCGGGGCUCCGAUCCUCGAGCGGCCACCUGUCGUGGCAAAUUGCAAAGUCGUCGCUGUAAACUGAACCAGGAAAUUAACAAGGAGCUGCGCUUGCGCGCCGGUGCCGAAAAUCUAUACAAGGCAACUACAAAUCGCAAGCUGCGAGACACUGUCGCUCUGGAGCUGAGUUUCGUCAAUUCCAAUUUGCAGCUGCUCAAGGAGCAACUGGCCGAGCUGAACUCAUCUGUGGAGAUCUAUCAAAGCGAGAGUCAUGAAGGCAUAAUGCCGAUGAUACCAUUGGGCCUCAAAGAGACCAAGGAAAUCAAUUUUAUGGAACCAUUUUCGGACUUUAUAUUGGAGCAUUAUAGCGAAGAGCCCUCCAUAUAUAUGGAUGCCAUAGCCGAUAUGACAGACACCAGACAGGCUUCCAAGACGCCAUCGCGUGACGCUCUUGGCGUGGCACUUCUAUUCCGUUAUUACAAUCUUUUGUAUUAUGUGGAACGGCGCUUCUUUCCGCCCGAUCGCAAUCUGGGCGUCUAUUUCGAGUGGUACGACUCGCUGACCGGUGUGCCCUCCUGCCAGCGCACCAUUGCCUUCGAGAAGGCCUGCACCCUGUUCAAUCUGGGCGCCAUCUAUACACAAAUCGGAGCACGUCACGACAGGCGCACGGAACGCGGCCUGGACGCUGCCGUCGACAGUUUCCUGCGUGCUGCCGGCAUUUUCCGUCACAUCUACGACACAUUCACCAAUGCACCAUCGAUGGACCUAAAGCCGCAGGUGCUCGAUGUUCUUGUCUCGCUCAUGCUAUCCCAGGCACGCGAAUGCCUCUUCGAGAAGCUACAGCUACAGAUCGAGGCUCUGGGUCUGACGGAGUCCAGUCAUCUCUUUCGGGACUUGGCCGGCGAGGCGGCACAGCUGUCGCUGGAGUACAAUGAGAUGCACAAGAACAUCCAAGUGAAUGACACGCACACCUAUCUGCCCGAGUGCUGGGCGGGUCUGGUGCCGCUCAAGGCCGAACUGUACAAAGCGCUCGCACAUCAUUACGAGGCGCGGAGCAUUGAUGCCACUGUGGGCGAUGGCGACAAUGUCUCGCUGGGCACCAAAAAGAGCCAGACGGCAUCAUCGAACGAAUCGUUCAUUGGCAAUGCGCGGGAGGCACUGCGUGCCACCGAAGCCAGCAGUGAAUGCGAGGAGGAGAGCGUCAGCGCUGCUGCCAUUAAGCGCACCCACUUGAAAGAAGCUCUGGCUAGUCAUGAGGAGGCGCAGCGUUUGCAGCGCAUGUGCCGCUACCUGAAGAACAAAACAUCACUCACGCAGGUCAUCAAGGAGGCCUACUACAAGACCCAGGACGAAUAUGAACGAUUCUCCCUGCAAGCGCCGGCCAAGAACAUUGAAGAGUGCUACGAUCUGACCGAACGCACCGUGGAAGCAUCCUCGAAGUUUACGCUGACAUUGACGGGUCCGGAUUUUACAUCGUACAAAGUGGAAGAUCCCUUCAAGCGACUGGGUCCCAUUGCAAUAUUCUCUGCACGUCGCCAUUGGACAGCGCCGCGUUGUGUGCGCCUGCAAAAGGGCUCGGCCAUAUAUCAUGAUGCUAGUAGCUACCAUUGCCACUGCCCCAGAGGCGAUGAGAGUCACGAGGCGGGCUGCAGUCUGUACAAGGAGGAGCUCGAGAAUUUUGGUUUUCACGUGCGCGGCGAUGCGCCUGUGAUAAUAGCCCAUGUCGAAAUCAAUUCACUCGCGGAUUUGGGCGGCAUCAAGGAGGGCGACUUUAUUGUGGAAAUAGCGGGCAUGGAUGUCAAGUGGUACUCGCAUCAGCAGGUGGUGCGGCUCAUACAAUCGUGUGGUGCAGCUCUGGAACUUAAGGUCAUUACGCCCAUGGAUCGUAACUAUCUAAAGCCACUCUCGUCGAAGGGCUCCAUAUCAACGCUAUCGGCUGCCAGCUCGUCCGGCGUUUCAUCUGGCUCCUCCAGCCCCACCAGCACCACCACCAAGCCUAAGCUGCGGCUCAAGACCUCCGCGAAGACGCGUUUCGUGGGCAGCGUAUCCUCCAGUUCGUGGAAUCCCUUUCGACGCACACCGAGUCUAGCGAAGAUCUUUUAAGUGCUAUCAAAUCCAUUUGCACUGGGGAUUUCUUAUUUUAAGUUAUGCUUUAAUUUCCGUAGCAGUGGCCAUUAUUUUGCUUCAACGCAAAGUGGAUUUUUUUUUAUAAAUAUAUAUACAUAUAUAUACAUGUACUUAUAUAUGCUAUUACCUAGUAAUCCCUGCUCAGGCCAAUUAUGACUUGGCAACUGUAGUUUUCUGCUAUGCCCCCACUGAAUUCCAUUUAUUUUCCGCCAGCAUGGAAAAUAUCUGUGAGAAUGCGAAUGUACCAGGCAUAACUAGCGGUAUUCCAUAUGUCUGUCUAUA
This is a messenger RNA of Drosophila montana, 2936 nucleotides long. RefSeq names its product rhophilin (gene Rhp). The record is from RefSeq and is a predicted model, not a curated record. The transcript has 12 exons. The coding region runs from base 372 to 2630 and encodes 752 amino acids. Gene Ontology annotation, molecular function: protein binding. Gene Ontology annotation, biological process: negative regulation of stress fiber assembly; signal transduction. NCBI's taxonomy places the organism in Eukaryota, Metazoa, Arthropoda, Insecta, Diptera, Drosophilidae.